AUGUUCUCCCGCUCAGUAUUGCGGAGUCUUACCUCCGAUCUGCGCUUGUCAGCACCCUUGAUCUCAGCAACUCCCCUUCCGCAACGAGCUUGCCUUCACCAAACGGCAUGGCUCCGGAACUCGCAACAACAAGCCCAGACCCAAUCCUCACCUCUUAAUCCCGAAACCCCCUUGGCCGCCACCCCCCGCGCACAAGACUCUAUCUUAGAGACCCAGCAAGGUUUCCAGGCAUCUUCCGACAACUACAAACCACGCAAUGAUAUUCCCCUCUCCAAGCAGCCCGUGGCUCCGACAUUCGACUCCCCCCUUGAAGUGACCAAGUCCCUCAUGUCGCAACUUCCUCACCUCGUCGGCCAAAAACCACACUACGUUACCGCUGAGCUGCACGCCCGACCCUUCCUCUUAACGGAAGGUGACGAGAUCCGUCUCCCGUUCCUCAUGCCCAAGGUGAAGACCGGUGAUAUUCUCCGGUUCAACCGGGCUACUGCCCUUGGAUCCCGUGAUUUUACCAUGAAGGGCGCCCCUCACAUCGACGAGCGACUGUUUGAGUGCCGAGUCCGUGUUACUGGCGUGGAGUCGGAGCCGUUGCGCAUCAAGGAGAAGACCAAGCGGAGACAGAGACACACAAAGCAGGCUCGGAGCAAGCACCGGUACACUAUGAUGCGUGUUAUGGAGGUGCGGGUGAAGAGCCCGGAGGAGCUGUUGCAGGAGGGUGCUGUGGUAAUUGAGGAUGCACAGGAUUCUCCUCAGAUCGAGGCGCGGUCAUGA
Messenger RNA from Penicillium odoratum, 768 nucleotides. Its product is annotated as mitochondrial 54S ribosomal protein bL21m. Lineage: Eukaryota; Fungi; Ascomycota; Eurotiomycetes; Eurotiales; Aspergillaceae. The transcript has a single exon. The record is from RefSeq and is a predicted model, not a curated record. Bases 1 to 768 code for a protein of 255 amino acids. Gene Ontology annotation, cellular component: ribosome.